Diprion similis is the source of this 606-nucleotide messenger RNA. RefSeq lists its product as uncharacterized. Gene Ontology annotation, cellular component: BLOC-1 complex. NCBI's taxonomy places the organism in Eukaryota, Metazoa, Arthropoda, Insecta, Hymenoptera, Diprionidae. The coding region runs from base 83 to 592 and encodes 169 amino acids. The record is from RefSeq and is a predicted model, not a curated record. The transcript has 4 exons.
GAGAGUGUCAAACUGGAUUGGAACAGCCUAGCGUCACGACGUGAUCGUGUUUAUAACUUUAAAAUUGUGUAAAAAAAUAAAAAUGGAUUUAAAGGCCGUUGUUGUUGUCGGCGAGGCACCGGAAUCUGACGACGAAUCUGUCAACGUGACAACGGGACUCGGAUUCCAGCCAAAACGAACUCGGAAUCCGUGUGGAACGAUUAUUCCAGGGGAAGCGCCAGAGUCCGACGAUGAUGGAACUACCAGCUUGAGUAGCAUAAGCGGAGCUGUUGAGGCGACUGUUUGCCCUCCUUAUUCGGAGGCCAGAGUUCAUAAAUCGAAUAGACAUACCUACAAGUACAACAGUCUGCUUCACAAAAAACUGAGAGAUUGUCACCAGAUGCUGGACAAGGAUUUGACUGAGACCUGUGAAUCCGUUAUCGGUAAAAAUAUUCAGGAGUUGACAUCCGCGAAUAGACAACUGCUACGGAGUGAACUGACACUGCAAGAAGCCGCUAGCCAGCUAAGGGAGGCUUCUAUUCGUUCAAAGAAUGUCGCGAAUGCGCUUCUCGAUGUUACAGAAGCAAAUUUUUUACAUAGUAUCAAAAUCUGAGCAGUUUCUGCGAU